Molecule: messenger RNA, 357 nt
Organism: Lottia gigantea (owl limpet)
Lineage: Eukaryota; Metazoa; Mollusca; Gastropoda; Lottiidae
Exons: 1
Coding region: 1-357 (118 amino acids)
Source: RefSeq, a predicted model, not a curated record
AUGAAUGGACAUGAUGAAGAAGGUUAUAGUCCUAACGAUUUAAAGUCAUACGUACAAAUUCUUACAUCGAUUAGAAGAGGUGCAAAAACAUCAAGAUUAAAAAGCAAGGAAGAAGAAUUAGAAGAUGACGACAGUAGUGAUGUCGACUAUGAUGAUACUGACUACAGUGAUGAUAAUUACAAUGAUGGUAAUUUAAGUUAUAAUAAUAUUACAAAGGAAAUCGAUGACUUUUUAGAACAUACAGGAGAAGGUAUAAUCUUUUUAUCCGACAACAACGAGGAGAUACUUAAUAGAUUACAAAUAAUAUUAGCAGCAAUGAAAGAAGUCAUCGAUCGCACAGACAAUAUAAUGAAGUAA